UAUAACAGCUGUCGUCAUUUCUGAAAGAAGAGGAGAGAUUCGCGAAUUUACAAAGAAACCAGAAGAAAAUCAGCGUCGCCCAAGAUGAGCUUCAUGCAACCGAGUCCCGUUAAGUACGCGUGCUCCUGCGGCAUCCUGAAUCCGAUCAACAAGCUCUUCUUCUGCCGCCACUGCCCCAAGCUGCGCUGUGGUUUCUGUGUGACGCACGAGAUAGAGUCCCAUUUCUGCUCCAAUUGUCUGGAGAACAUCCCGUCCACGGAGGCUCGCCACAAGAAGAACUGCUGCGCAAACUGCUUCGACUGUCCCUGCUGUCAGCACACCCUCUCCGCCAGAGCCUCCACCGUUCCAGUGGUGCGCAAGUCGGAGGAGACGAAGGACCCAAAGGAUGGCGAUGCCAAGGGCGACGCCACGCCCCCUGUUCCGGCCGCAAGCAGCAAGCCCUCGGCGGUGCCCACCACCAAGAAGAUGUACUAUCUGUCGUGCCUGUCCUGCCGCUGGACAACGCGCGACGUGGGCAUUCCCGACCAGGGCGUGGCCACGGGCACCUGGCCGGACAACGAGUGCCUGUACCAGGCGCGCUUCAACGCCCUGGUCGAGUACUUCCAGGCGGUGGUGCUGCAGGAGAAGCAGGAGAAGCUGGAGUUCAUGCGCCGCAAGGCGCCCAAGCAGCACAAGUUCCCCAGCCUGACGGAUCGCACGGGUCUGACCGUAUCACUGAUUCGCCGCCAGAUCGGCUGGAACGACAAGGUGCCGAAGGCCAAGGCCGUGAUCACGCCGGCGGAAGCCACGGCCGAGGUGGAGGAACUGCCGGCGAGCAUCUUCACGGAGCCGCUGAAUCUGCGCAAUGUGACGACCAUCACCCAGCGACACAGCCAGCCAGCGGACCAGCCCACUGCUGUGGGCAGCCUGUAUCCGCAGCGGCGGUCGCUGUGGAUCAAGCGCUCGCUGCGCUGCCGCCAGUGCGAGCACAAUCUGAUUAAGCCGGAGUACCAUCCCACGUCGAUCAAGUACCGCAUCCAGCUCUUCGCCAGCUACCAUGUGCCCGAGGUUGUGAUGGUGCGUUGCGAGCAGCCUCUGUUGCCCGGCCAGAGCAACGCCAUCCUGCUGAAGCUCACCAAUCCGACCAUGUACGACAUGACCAUUCGACUGUUGACUGCUGCUCCUGCCGAGGAUCCGCAACUGUCGACGGAGACCACUCGUUUGGCGAAGGAGGAACCGAUUUCCUCGACGCCUCUUCUCAAGUCCGUUGGCAUCACCUUGUCGCGUCAAAACUCAACCCGGGAGGUUAAACGCGACGUGUUGGAUGUGUCUAAUGCCGAGAUAGUUCCGCUGGAGAGCGAGUUUGUGCUCAGCCAGCGCGAUGAUUCCAAGGAGUUCGAUGAGUACGUGCAGCUGCCCACCGAGGAGCCCAAGUUCAUUGUUUGGCGCAAGGGCAACAAGGUGCUCUUACGACUGCAGUUUACGCCUGCAGAGGAGCUGCCCGGGAGCACGGACGUAGUGCUGGGAUUCUUUAUGCAGUACACGUACGUCAAUACUGUGACCAAUGCGUCCGAGAAAAAGGAGCCCACCACCCAUGCGCUCCACUCCAGGGUGUUCAUCACCGCAGGCGCCAUCGAGCAGAAGUGAAUACUUAAUUACCCAACUGGCAUACUAAUCGAACUUAUACAUAAAACACGCUUUAUGAAAGCUAGGAAAAUAUAUGUAUUUAUUUAUUAAUCCACUCGUGAAAAGCAGCUAGUAUUAAAGAUGAAUAAACCGCUUGUUCUAACCCUAA
Messenger RNA from Drosophila takahashii, 1774 nucleotides. RefSeq names its product dynactin subunit 4 (gene DCTN4-p62). The record is from RefSeq and is a predicted model, not a curated record. Gene Ontology annotation, cellular component: dynactin complex. NCBI's taxonomy places the organism in Eukaryota, Metazoa, Arthropoda, Insecta, Diptera, Drosophilidae.